GUAUCCGUCAGCAACUCUACACAAGUUUCAGCACUGUCAGCUUCAUGCCCAUGGCCUACAACAGUCCCCCAAACCCUCCCGCGAUGCAGACCUGGGCUGAACGCGACAUUGUCGCUCUUGAUCGCUUGCCUGAGCCCGUACGCUGCAGAAUCUUCGAGAUUGUCCUUCGAGUGCGGCACCCAUUGUACCUUUUCCAGGACUCACCGACACGGGUCGAGCUAUUUGCGCCCGAGAAACCCAGGAAUUGGCAUGGACUGCUGCGCAUCAACAAGCGACUGGGUCUCGAGGCUAGCGCCGUGCUCUACAGCAAGAACACCUUCAUUCUCACCGUCACGUCGCCGCGAGAGGCAGAUCUCCUUGAGACCUUUCUGCGCUGCAUAGGGCCGAAAAAUGCAAGUUUUCUGGAGCACCUGUGCAUCAGCUUUCCGGCGGUCGAGCUUUAUCAGAGUGACGAACCUCAAGCGGACUCUUUCCGACUGCGACAGGAUAGUGCUCGAGUCUUUGCAUUAUUGAAAGACCAGUGUACCAGUUUGUCGACGCUGGAACUCUGCGUUCAUAGCAAGAACUGUGAUGGAAUGACAAGCACUAGUCCCGGACAGCGCCAGCACAUCCCAGAAAUGCUGUCGUAUGUGGAACGACACUUCCGAGAAAUGCAAAUGCUAGGAAGGAUCAUCAUCAAGAUUUCGAGCGGAGACCUGCUGCCCGAGACAGUAGAUGCGAUGAGAGGACAUGGCUGGGUAAUCGCGCCUGGGAGAGGGCACUAAUGCUGGUAACACUUUGGAAGCCAUCGUUAGUUUCCAUAACAUUGGC
Messenger RNA from Zymoseptoria tritici IPO323, 810 nucleotides. RefSeq lists its product as uncharacterized. Lineage: Eukaryota; Fungi; Ascomycota; Dothideomycetes; Mycosphaerellales; Mycosphaerellaceae. The record is from RefSeq and is a predicted model, not a curated record. The coding region runs from base 45 to 764 and encodes 239 amino acids. The transcript has a single exon.